Messenger RNA from Exophiala dermatitidis NIH/UT8656, 1278 nucleotides. RefSeq lists its product as uncharacterized. Bases 1 to 1278 code for a protein of 425 amino acids. The record is from RefSeq and is a predicted model, not a curated record. Lineage: Eukaryota; Fungi; Ascomycota; Eurotiomycetes; Chaetothyriales; Herpotrichiellaceae. The transcript has a single exon. Gene Ontology annotation, biological process: DNA-templated transcription. Gene Ontology annotation, cellular component: RNA polymerase III complex; nucleus.
AUGGCCGACGAAGAAGAUCCUGUCAUUGCUUCCUACGAUGUGUUCCUAACGGAACCGAUAUCCUCUAAUGCUAAGGAGUCGUCUCCUCGAAAAUUAUAUGUGCUUCAAUACCCUUCCCACCGGCCAUACACCAAGCCAUACAAUGCCACAAGAUCGCAAACCCCCACCGCUCUGCGUCUCAAGCCAAACACCGGCUUCGUUGAAGUUGACGUGCCCAUACUGACUCAAGAGUACUACAACGAGUAUACUGGCGAAAAGUUUGGCAAAGCCAUUGCUGAGAGCAGGACUCUACAGAGUGGUGGGUCGUACGGUCUGGCCGGAGGAUUCAAUGCUGGCUCAACACAGACGAGGAUUAAGGACGUUCCCAUGCAUGAUCAACAUAACCCCGAGGUAACUUAUCUAACGACUCAGACUCUGGGCGGGAAGAUAGUCGCUCCGGACACACGUGAUCCUAUUUAUCUUGUGGGUUGUUUCAAGCAGAAUCAGAUCCAUCUGUCCCAUGUCGACGCAGUCGUUCAGAUGCGCCCACAGUUCCACCACAUUGACGCGGAGGACGAAUUGAAUCAGAAACGGGCACAAGGAGCAAGCGCGGGAGCAGCAGGAAAACAAAAGCCAGGCUUGGAGGCUGCCCCACCAAAGAUUGAAUCCAAAGCCAUUGAAAUCAAGAUCAAAGACAACAAAGAUGACGCUAAAGAUCGGGGCCUCAAUGAAAAUGCGCGGUUGUUGCGCGAUAUUCAGACGGAGGAGUGGCAACACCAUGGAUGGGUCGAUGAGGACGAACCUGGGUCGCAAGAAGCGUUCACAACACAUCUUCAGCUUCCCGGCGACGCAGCCCUUACGAAAGCCAAGUUACGCAGUCUCAUCAAUAAUGGCGACUGGCUUGACAAGAUGAGUGCACCUCGGGAGGAUGGCAAAAAGGGCCUCCUGGCCAAACUACGCGGUCGAGAACGAGAACGGGCGAGAAGAAAGAAGGCCGAGGAAGAAAAGCGUCAACGUCAAAGAGAGGCCGCAGGUGGCGCCGCCACCACGCAUGGCCCACCGCUCGAUAUGAGUUCUGACAGUGAUCUAAGCACUCCAGAUGCGUCGGAAAGCGAGGUUGACGAGGAUGUCACAAUGACUGGGACGGAACAUACCGAGCAGCUUAAGAUCAAGGAAGAACCUUCCGCUCAUUCCUCGGUGGGCACUGCUGGUGCUUCAGGACCAGCCGGUACGACCAAUGCUGCACCAAAACGGAGAGGACGGCCGAGGAAGAACCAGGACUCUGCACCUGAUGAAUGA